AAAAAUCAAUUUCUAAAAUUGAAAAAAAUCUCAUUAAUGAAGUAUUAAAAGUGUAAAUUUUACAAAUUUUAAAAUAUGUUUUUUUAUGAUCCAAAAGUAAUAUUUUAUCUUUAUAAUAAAAAAUAAAUGUCAUUAGUAGCGUCAACAAGUGUAUAUGCUAUAUAACCUCAACGUAUUUUCUUAACACAAUUUUUAAUAAAUAAUGAUAUUUUAAUAAAGAAACACAAUGAGGGAUCUUUAUUUAUCGAAUUGUGAAAAGAAUUUUAUUCAAAAAAUUAUUUCGGAAGGGCAUCGAUUAGAUGGCAGAAUUUACAAUGAGAGCCGAAAAUUAGAUAUAUCAUAUGGAUCAGAAUAUGGCAGUUGUAUUGUUUCUUUAGGAGAAACUAAGAUAUUAGCCCAAGUAUCAUGUGAAGUAGUACAGCCUAAGCAAAUAAGGCCCAACGAAGGUAUUCUAUUUAUUAAUGUAGAAAUAAGUCCUAUGGCCGCCCCACAGUUUGAGGCCAACAGACAGACAGAUCUUACAGUUUAUCUUAACAGACUUUUGGAGAAGUGCUAUAAAGACUCUAAAUGUAUAGAUUUAGAAUCCUUAUGCAUUGUUGUAGAAGAGAAGGUGUGGUCAUUAAGAGUAGAUAUAAAAGUUUUAAAUCAUGACGGAAACUUAAUUGAAUGUGCCAGCAUCGCUACACUAGCAUCAUUGGCCCAUUUUAAAAGACCCGAUGUAACUCGUAGUGGAGAUAGUAUUAUAAUUCACACAUUAUCUGAAAAAGACCCCAUACCUACCGUCUUAUACCACUACCCUGUUUGUGUAACUUUUGCUAUAUUUAGUAACAAUAUUCUAGUAUCGGACCCUAGUUUUAUAGAAGAAUCAGUGUGCACAAGUAACUCUGAGGAAGGCAGUACAGGAGGAUUGCUAGUCGUUGGAAUGAAUCAGUAUAAGGAGUUGUGUGUAUUGAAUCUAAGUGGUGCUGCUAUAUAUAAUUCAAAUGUUGUGCAUAAAGCCAUACUUAAUGCGGCUGAGAAGUGUAAGAAUAUUGUCGAAGAGGUUAAAAGUAAAAUUGUAACCGAUGAUAAUUUUAGGCAAAAGCGUGUUAAGAUCAAUUUCGCCGAUAUUAUUACAACAGAUCACAUACAGACACUGUGUAAGAAGGAUCUUAGUAUUUGUCUUAAAAAUUUUAAAAUCAAUGAUGUGAAACAAGAGGACGAUUCGGAAAUGUCCGAGGAUAAUGUAACAGAAGACAGUAAAUACGACGUUGUAGCAACAAAGCCAAAUGUAGCUGAAAUUAAGUCCAAGGAAGCUAAAUCGUCAUGGAUAGAAAUAUCAUCAGAAUCUGAAGAAGAUUAAAUGAAACAAAAGUUUGUCGAAUAAAAUGUAAUAAACUACACUUUAUUGUGUUAAA
Molecule: messenger RNA, 1397 nt
Organism: Danaus plexippus (monarch butterfly)
Lineage: Eukaryota; Metazoa; Arthropoda; Insecta; Lepidoptera; Nymphalidae
Gene: Rrp45
Product: exosome complex component RRP45
Exons: 7
Coding region: 227-1342 (371 amino acids)
Biological process (GO): nuclear polyadenylation-dependent mRNA catabolic process; U5 snRNA 3'-end processing; nuclear polyadenylation-dependent rRNA catabolic process
Cellular component (GO): cytoplasmic exosome (RNase complex); nuclear exosome (RNase complex)
Source: RefSeq, a predicted model, not a curated record